AUGGCGAGCCCCGGCCUGGGGCUGCUCUUGGCGCUCGGCCUGCAGCUGCUGCUGACCCGCUGGGGCCGGGUCUGGGGGCAAACACCGGACCCCACUGUAAGUGGGAACAGCACAAUUACACCCUCUGGCCCCAGCCCUGGCUCCAAUGGGGCCCUGUCGCAGGAGGCCACCAUUGCUAUCAUCGUGGUCUUCUCCCUCCUGGCCGCCCUGCUCCUGGCCGUGGGCCUGGUACUUCUGGUGCAGAAGCUUCGGGAGAAGCGGCAGACGGAGGGCACCUACCGGCCCAGCAGCGAGGAGCAGUUCUCCCAUGCAGCCGAGGCCCAGGCUCCCCAGGACUCCAAGGAGACGGUGCGGGGCUGCCUGCCCAUCUAG
Lipotes vexillifer (Yangtze River dolphin) is the source of this 372-nucleotide messenger RNA. RefSeq names its product crumbs cell polarity complex component 3 (gene CRB3). The coding region runs from base 1 to 372 and encodes 123 amino acids. NCBI's taxonomy places the organism in Eukaryota, Metazoa, Chordata, Mammalia, Artiodactyla, Lipotidae. The transcript is spliced from 4 exons. The record is from RefSeq and is a predicted model, not a curated record.